UUUAGGGAGUAAAAGACUAGAAUUAAUAUAAAUAUCUCUAAUUUAUUGAGAAUUCACUAUUGACUUAAUUCCUCUGCCCAUCGACUUAUCUCUGCAGCUCUUCAUUCUCAACAAGCGAACUCCGUUUCAACUCAGAAUAUGGCAUCAGCAGCUCCCCAAAGAGGAAGUGCGGCAGCUACUGCCAGCAUGAGGAGAAGGAAGACACCUGGUGGUGGGGCUUCUGGAGGAGCUGCUGGGACUAUGCUUCAAUUUUACACUGAUGAUGCCCCUGGACUCAAGAUCUCCCCAAAUGUGGUUCUUGUUAUGAGCAUUGGGUUUAUAGCAUUUGUUGCUAUCCUUCAUGUGAUUGGCAAGUUGUAUUUGCGUAAGGAGGCUUAGAGAAUACAAUUUGAAGUUAGGUUCAUUUUGGAAAAUUUAAUAUAUGAACAAUGUUAUGAUUUUAGAUUAUCCUUUGCUAUCCCACCAUACUUUUGGUAAUAUAUUUUUUUUAUGGUACA
Molecule: messenger RNA, 497 nt
Organism: Vicia villosa (hairy vetch)
Lineage: Eukaryota; Viridiplantae; Streptophyta; Magnoliopsida; Fabales; Fabaceae
Product: protein transport protein Sec61 subunit beta-like
Exons: 2
Coding region: 139-378 (79 amino acids)
Biological process (GO): intracellular protein transport
Cellular component (GO): Sec61 translocon complex; endoplasmic reticulum membrane
Source: RefSeq, a predicted model, not a curated record